Molecule: messenger RNA, 576 nt
Organism: Plasmopara halstedii
Lineage: Eukaryota; Oomycota; Peronosporomycetes; Peronosporales; Peronosporaceae
Exons: 4
Coding region: 1-576 (191 amino acids)
Source: RefSeq, a predicted model, not a curated record
AUGCAUCCCAUGCAAGAAUUACUACAGGCAAGCACUAUCCUACAACUACCGUGCAUCACGAUGGAUCUCCAGGGCUCGAAUGAAACGAUUAAAGAGCUUGUGUCAUCUGUCAUCUCGUUAGAGAAAUCAACAAAUGAUAUUCUUCCGCAAUUUAUCGUCCAUUCAGUGUUGCCAUCAUUAGAAGUGCAGAUUUCACGCACAAGUUAUGUAGGAAUAGUGGCGCUUAUACUGAAGAAUCUCGGUGCGGACAAGUUGCGAAACACGCUGUCAGCAUCUUGCGAGAGCGAACAUGAAAUUCGUCCAUGCCUUCCGCAUCUUGUAAAGACGGACAUACUUUCCCUUCACACGCGUUCGCGGACUUCAUUGCAACCAAUUUACCGACAGUGCUUGAUGACGAGUGACGAUGGACACUGUAACUUUUUAAUGGCUUCUUCUGAGUCACUUGAAAUGCAACAUACUUGGAAUUGUGCGGCCUCAACUGGAAACUUGAAACUUGACUCAACUCUACUAAAAGCCAAGGGUACAGUUUGCUUGGAACCACUGCUUAGUACUUUUCUGCUCUACCGUCAAGUUUAG